GGUUCCAGGAAGCAAUAAGCACCUUCAUGAAAAUAACUCAAGUCCCCAUCCUUAAUCCCUGCCUAUCCUUUUUUAUCUGAUGGACUCAGCGAAGGCUGGAAGAUCACAGUGUGGCUGAAAACAAAAGGGAGUUAACAAGAUGUGACCAGUCAAUGGAUAAAACAAUAGGCGAAACCCUCCACGUUGUCUAGUGCGCAGGUGUCCUUCCCAUGCCCAGGUAGCCAUGUGGAUCGCGGUGAGUUUGCUCUGCUGCUUAACGCUCGGAGGGCUGCCACGGGCGGGCGGCUCGUGCCCAUCGCAGUGCAGCUGCGCCUUCCACAGCCUCAGCGAAGGGACGAAAGCCAGGACAGUGCUGUGUAAUGACCCGGAGAUGACCCUCACUCCUGUGAACAUCCCUGUAGAUACAUCCAAGCUUCGGAUAGAAAAGACAGCCAUCCGCAGGGUGCCAGGAGAGGCUUUCCAUGGACUCCACAACCUGGAGUACCUCUGGAUGCCCUAUAACUCCCUGGCCAGCCUCAGUGGGAUCACCUUCAAGGGCCUUCGUCGCUUGCAGGAGCUGAGGCUGGAUGGGAACGACUUAAUAUCAUUCCCCUGGGAAACCCUGGCUGACAUGCCACAGCUAAGGCUUCUGGAUUUACACAACAAUGAACUUACCUCGAUCCCUCCAGAUGCUGCUCGUUAUGUCAAGAAUAUCACAUACCUGGACCUGUCUAGCAAUAAGCUGAUGACUCUUCCUCAGGCUCUUAUUGCCACCUGGGCCAACCUCCAGGCCGUUCCUUACUUCCCCAACGAUAACUCCAAGAUCAUCCUAGGCUUGCAAGACAAUCCUUGGGUUUGUGACUGCAGUCUGUAUGAAAUGGUCCAUUUCCUAAAUUUCCAGUCUCCUAACAUAGCAUUCAUUGAGCCCAGGCUGAAAUGCUUCACCCCCCGGAGCCUUGCAGGAGUCCUCUUCAGCCAAGUCGAGCUAAGGAAGUGUCAAAGCCCCGUUGUACAUACGUCCGUAGCCAAAGUAAAGACCAUCCUGGGCAGCACUGUGCUACUGCGAUGUGGAACGACGGGGGUGCCCAUUCCUGAGCUCAGCUGGAGAAGAGCUGAUGGUGCUCAACUAAACGGCACAGUUCACCAAGAGAUUUCCAGUGAUGGCAUGAGCUGGUCUAUUCUAGGCCUGCCUGUAGUCUCUUAUCUCGACUCUGGAGAGUACAUAUGUAAAGCAAAGAAUUUUCUGGGGGCAACAGAGGCGUUCAUAUCUCUCAUCAUCACAGACUCAGAAAGCACAGAUGACCCCAACUCUAAUGCCAAAGGCGCAUGGAGCGGGAAGGCGAGUGGGAUGGAGGCAGCUGCCUACAAUGACAAGCUAGUGGCAAGGUACAUUAUCACCACCUCCACCGUGCCUACCCUGGGGUCUGGAGUGGGCACCGGAGAGGGCCUCCUCCUCCCAGAUGUGGCCCAAGAUAGCAACCCCAGAAACCUGCUGGUGAGCCCGCCUACCGGUCAGCAGGAGCCGGAGCGAAUGGUGAGGUCCGUCAGGGUGAUAGGAGACACCGACCAGAGCAUCACCCUGGCCUGGAAGGCACCUCUGGCAAAGAACACAACAGUGUUCAGUGUCCUCUACGCUGUCUUUGGAGAGAGAGACAUGCGGCGGAUCAAUGUGGAGCCAGGGAAGACCAAGGUCACCAUUUAUGGGCUGCUGCCAAAGACCAAAUACAUCAUGUGUGUCUGCGUGAAAGGGCUGAUCCCCAGGAAGGAGCAAUGCAUCAUAUUUUCCACAGACGAAGUUGCCAGCGCAGGAGGGACCCAGAAGCUCAUCAAUGUGGUUGUCAUCAGUGUGGCCUGUGUCAUUGCUGUUCCUCUGACGCUGGUGGUCUGCUGUGGAGCACUGAAAAGGCGCUGCAAAAAAUGCUUUGUGCGGAAACCCAAGGAAAUUCAGGAGUCCUACGUCACCUUUGAAAGCCUGUCUCCUGGGGCCAAGGUGAAAGGCGUGGAAGGAGAAUACUUGACUAGACAUACCCCCGAUGAGUCGAACAGGCUGCUGUCUGCCCGAUCCAGCGUGGACUCAGAAGCAAUACCAAAGGUAGAGGGGCAACCUAAUGAAUACUUUUGCUGAAAGUAACUAGGCUGAUUGUUGGCUUGCUAGGUGGAAAGCACGUCGCUGUGUACACGACUCUGCUCCAGCACGGCAGGCUACCUUGUCAAUGCUUCUGUCUCCGACAUGUUCUGGAGGAGGAUGCAAGAGGGUAGAUGGUGCCCAAGCUUUACAGAAACAUGUUGCUCAUCCCACUUGGGGUUUGCUGUUUUGUAACCGAUCAAAAGCUUUUGUGAUAAUGGCCUCAUUCUCCUGGACCACUUUUAUUUUUGUAAAAUGAAGCAUGCACACUGAGUGUGAGGACAUUAAGCAACAUUUCUGAGCGUGCUCUGCUUGGUGUUGUUUAGUACCUGCUCUGCAAUAUGCUAAGUAUUUUAUUCUCAGCUCUUUUGAUGUUCUUUUGGUUGACAAACAGGGGAGUGUUUAUUAAUUUUAAUAUAAAUAUCUAUGAAGGUGAGGAUUGAGAGCCUCACCUUUUACAUCCCCCUUGUUCGCAUGAAACAUGCAGCUUGAUGCUUAAUAGAUCACUAAACACAGAGGUACAUCAACCCUUUCUACUACGUCCAACAUAAUGACAGCUCUAUGCUCUGAAUUCAGAGAAACGUGCAAAGGAGAUAGAUAGAAAUCAAGAGACAAAACCCAGUCCACUCCUAAGAAUACAUAAUAGAGAGUGUUUUGUGAUUGCAUUUUGGCCCUAAACACUAUUCUUAAGAUUUUCUUGAACAGGUCUUUCAGUAUCAGUCCUAGCUGGCAUUUUCUAGCUGUAUUGUAAUUAGUAGAGUAUGUUUUACAUCAGCUGUGCUAGUUAAAAUCAUACAAUAGCCUACUCUGCAAGUUGUGUGUGGCAUUGUAAUGCUUUGUAAUCAUACUGAAAAACCCACAUUAGACAGUUCUGCAAAAAUCUCCCAGACCAGCCCUGUCAUUGCUGCCGGCUCUCCUGACAAAACUGGUGGUGAAGACCAGAGGGCUCAGCCAGGCACUUGUGGCUUGGUCAUGAAAAUACCUUGCUCUGUGCAGAGCAGGGGUAUGCGAUGCGGUCAGGCACACAUCAGCCAUACUUCCACCAUGGCAUCAGUGGUGGCAGAGGCUCAGUGUGGACUUUUGGGUUUCAAGCAUUUUACAAGUUCAAGAACCCU
Molecule: messenger RNA, 3219 nt
Organism: Aquila chrysaetos chrysaetos
Lineage: Eukaryota; Metazoa; Chordata; Aves; Accipitriformes; Accipitridae
Gene: LRIT1
Product: leucine rich repeat, Ig-like and transmembrane domains 1
Exons: 4
Coding region: 224-2104 (626 amino acids)
Cellular component (GO): endoplasmic reticulum membrane
Molecular function (GO): protein binding
Source: RefSeq, a predicted model, not a curated record